Pomacea canaliculata is the source of this 4053-nucleotide messenger RNA. RefSeq names its product BTB/POZ domain-containing protein 17-like. NCBI's taxonomy places the organism in Eukaryota, Metazoa, Mollusca, Gastropoda, Architaenioglossa, Ampullariidae. The transcript is spliced from 7 exons. Gene Ontology annotation, molecular function: protein binding. The record is from RefSeq and is a predicted model, not a curated record. Bases 559 to 1989 code for a protein of 476 amino acids.
AUCUUAGACGAGACCUAAUUGAUCCGGCUGCUAUACCACAUCCAAACUAAAAUCAUUUACCGAUCUUGCCCACUGAUCGUCAGGUUUUCGUUCAUACCACCGUCGCUCAUCGCGGGGGAAAGACAUCGUUCUAUUUAUAGAAGCUGCUGUGCGCGGGUAUGGCUUGGGUUAGGUAACCGUCCCCUACAAACGUAGAAGGUGCGCGUGUAUAAAUAUACCAGCCGCCAGUGUAAUGAUAAUGGCUUCACUGGUGAAUCAUUUCCUGUUUAACCAGGAAGGCAGGAUUUUAGUGGAGACGAAGAGCGCAGGAUGAUUGUGACGUACUAUAGUGCUAUAUCUUUCCGCUGCAACUUGUGUUGAGUUUCGGACGAAGAUAAACAUGACGUAUGAUCGGCAGCAAUUCUCUCAACCUAUGAAUGCUCAACGGUCGUGUAUUUCGCUUUCAAAUGAGAGCUGAUGGGUGCCUUUGUUGUUCCCACUCUUCCCACCACAAGUCUCGAUCAAUUUCUCAGGAAGUCUUGAAAUGCCUUACGCAAGCUGAGACAGAUUCAUAUCAAAAUGGGUAGCCCAGCUAAGAAGCAAGAAUUGGACGGUUCACUUUGUGAAGUGGAUGUUCUUCCUGCUUGCUGUGAGGUGGUGCAAGACAAGGACUUUGUAAUUGCUCGAUUGGACAAAGUGUUCAAUAAACCAGUAUUCAGUGACAUUAUCCUUCGGGUGGGAGAUGAUAGAUUCUAUGCUCAUCGCUUCGUUCUUAUCACUGCCAGCAGUGUCUUUGAAGCAAUGCUAGGAGAGGAGCAAUGGAAAGAAGCAAAACAACCUGAAGUCUGCUUGACUGAAGAAGAAGAGUGUAAACCUAUCUUUGGAUAUUUUCUUAGGUAUCUGUAUUGUGGGACAGUGGUUUUAACGACAAGCAAUGUGCUGCCAUUUCUGCUCUUGGCUGAUAAGUAUGAUGUGCACGCUCUGUGCAAGACCUGUCUGUCCUACAUGUGUCACCAUAUAGUUGAAACACCAGAUGCUAACAAGACACUCACCUGGUAUCAGUAUGCACAGGUGACAUGUCAGAUUGAACUGCGAGACCAGUGCCUCAGUUUCAUCUUGUCCAAUUUUGACAUCAUAAUGCAUGCCAGCGACUGGACAUUUCUGACGAGACAGGAGAUGGUUGGUUUCCUGUCAUGCUCUGAGAUGGUGGUUCAGAGUGAGGCUGAGCUUUGGACUUGUGUGGAGAAGUGGCUACUGGCAGAAAACAAUAUUGAAAACAUUGAGCAGAAUCUGAGAGAGGUUUUGCCACUGAUUCGUUUUACCCUGAUACCACCAAGAUCAUUGACGCUAGUAGAAAAGUCGGAACUCUUCAAACAGCAUCAGACACUUUUUGAAACCAAACUCAACCAUGCGUAUCGUCGCCACUCACUUGUCAUGGAUUGCGAGGACAGUGACAAGAUAACUCCUCUCAUUCCCCAAGAGCUUUAUCGUAACUACACCAAUGGAGACUACUGUGUGCAUUAUCCUUUUACCUUAGCCAACUAUGCUGGAGUCAACAAAAUUGAUAGCCGAAUUGUGGUGCACUGUUCUAGUAGGCAGACAUUUGUUUCAUCCUUGCGUGCCAAAACUGAAGAUGAUGUCAUAUUUUCAGUGUACUUUUACCCUCGAGGAUAUUUCACCACUCUUGCUUUGUACAGCAGUUACAUGAGUCGACAGAGCAAUGACAUUACUUUGAAGGUGAUUCGCCAGAAACCUCUUCCACCGAUGAAAGUUGAUGUGACCCUGCUCUUGUUUGGGAAAAAGAAUGGUGUGAAGUAUGCUGCAUUCACACACAACUGUUCCAUGGUCUUUACCAAAGAGAAUAGUACCCUGUCUGUUGAAAAAUUUCUGAGUUUGGACAGUCUGAUGAAGGAGGAUUCACCUUAUCUAGUGGACUCAAAUCUUGAAGGAAAUAUCUUUGUGAAAAUUCAGGAUGCUGGAGAUCACUUGCUUCUUGACAGUCAGGGAUAAGAAAUACGGAAGAGAACAACAAAUUUUGAUGUUGGACCUUGUAAUGGCUGUGAUUUUUUUAAACAUUUCUUCAUUGCCUUUGUUAAAACAAGAUUUUAAAAAAAAGUCUUCUUUAAAGGUGCUUACAUCACUCUUGGUGCUUGAGGCUUGAUAAAUUAAAAAAAAAAUUUUUUUUUUCCUCGGAACAUUCUAGUUAUGUGAAAGAAGACUACGUCAAUAUUUAUCAGAUUUCAUCAGAGAAUGUCAAUAAUUAGCACAAUCAAUCCAAUUCAUUAUUAUAAUGAAAGUCACAAUGUAUAAACGAAGAUAAACAUUGAAUACAUAAUUAACAACUUUGAUUCCAUUUUAUUGCAUCGUGAGAUUGCUGUGAAACAUAUCAAUCUUCUGCCAUCAUUCUUUUUGUGAUCUGCAUUUAUUUACUUUGUGGUGAUUGCUAUAUUUCUUUUAGAAAAAAUGAUUUGUCGUCAAGAUGAUGAAACAUGUUGGUGAUGGCAUAUUAAAUAACAUUAAUGAUUAGCAUGUUGAAUAAUUUUAUGUUCAUAUUUAUGCAAAAUCAUUAAAUUUUAUAGACACAGUGCAUUUUCCAUCAUGAAUGCUGAGAUUGGCAGACAAAGUAGGAAAUUUUUGUUAUAUUUCAUUUUUCUCAUGUGCUAGUCAUAAUGUAAAAAUAGGAUGGCCAAAACAUUGAUAUUAUUAUGCUUCAGUUUUGUGAUUUGUGUGUUGGAAAACAUUUUAGUGGCUUUGCAAGAUGUUUUUCCUUAGAUGUUUUAGACUGGAAGAAAAAUGUUAAAGAUAAAGGGUCUUAUUUUAAUGUUGGGAAAUGGACUUCCAUAAUAGCCUUUUUUUUUUUUUUUGGUGCUGCAGGGAUUUCCAAUCAGCAUCUUCUGUGACCAAAGUGUCACAAUAUUUUCAAGCAUUAUAAAAUAAGUUUUUACUUUAAAUAUGUGUGUGCUUUACAUUAAAUUCAUUGAUGUGUCUUGUGCUUACCUCUGUACCCAUGUAAAUGCAUGUUAACAUACUCUGAAUGUGAUAAUAUGUGUGAUGAGGAAGCUGCAAUUUUUCCUCAAAAUAAUGGGUAAUAUGCUUAUAUAUGUGUGUGUGAAAUGGUUGUUAUUUAUACUUUUAAAAUUUUUGGAAAGGGAAAAUACUCACAUUUCUUAUCUAAGGGCAUAUUCCAUGAGAUGACUUUCCAGUUACUGUAAAUCUCGGUCUAUUGAGUGCACCUGUAUAUAGGAUGCACUCACUAAAUUUUUAGAAAUCUAUAUUUUCACCUGCUGGUUUAUAAGUCACAAAAAUAUAUACAACUUGAAAGCUGCAUCAUAGGCAUUUUGUCUCAUUUUCCGCAUAAUGAGGUUGAGUGCUUCAGUAACUGAUCUGAAUACUUCAGUUGUAUGCGACUUUGAUUUAAAAAUUGGGAACAGUUAACACCUUAACAUGGAGCUCAUCGAAAAAUUAAUUGAAAUAUGAAAAAUCUGCAAAACAAGACUUUCUGAUUACGUCACAGGAUUUAAAGCUGCGGAAAAAAGUACAUAAUUUACGGUAUAUAUUUAUAAGAUAUGAUUUUUCUUUCGUUAUUUUAAUGCAUUGCUGCUACAGAUACUCAAACAUACUUUUUUAAGGUAUGAUGAGUUGUUUAAACAAAUGCUGAUUAGCAUGCAAAAUAUAGUCUAAUCUUUUUAUCAUCAUAAAAAAAAACUUCAUAGCACCAUUACUGCUUCAAAAGUAGCACGACUAUUGACAGCAGGUGGCUGUUUAAAGCAUUUUUCCUAUCAGCCAUGAUACUGUAAUCAUUUAAUUUGUUUUUAAAGAUAUGGUAUUCGGUUUUUGAUCCAUAUACUUUCAACACCUUGUAUCUUUACAUAUAAUUUUUGAUGGCACAGAAGAAAUCAGUGUGAUUUUUUUGUUUUUCUUUAUAUGUGAAGAGCAAAUGGAGGAAUAUUUAUUGCUAUUCGGCCAUGCAUGAAAUGCAAUAUUAUAUAAGUAUAUGCUUUGGUUCCCUAAGCUUUUUUUCCACUUUGGUUUAGACAUUUGAUGCUUUGUUUCAAAUAUAAAUAUAAAGAAGUA